Messenger RNA from Pediculus humanus corporis (human body louse), 1422 nucleotides. RefSeq lists its product as uncharacterized. Gene Ontology annotation, biological process: iron-sulfur cluster assembly. Gene Ontology annotation, cellular component: cytosolic [4Fe-4S] assembly targeting complex. Bases 1 to 1422 code for a protein of 473 amino acids. The transcript is spliced from 5 exons. The record is from RefSeq and is a predicted model, not a curated record. Gene Ontology annotation, molecular function: 4 iron, 4 sulfur cluster binding. Lineage: Eukaryota; Metazoa; Arthropoda; Insecta; Psocodea; Pediculidae.
AUGGCUAGUCGAUUUAGUGGAGCUUUACAGUUAACAGAUCUAGAUGACUUUAUAACCCCUUCUCAAGAAUGUAUUAAGCCUGUAGAAAUAAAGAAAAACCCAACAUCAACUGGUUCUAAAAUUAAAAUUCAAGAUGAUGGCUACUAUGAAGAAAAUAAUUUUGGACAAGUUCAAAAACUACAAAAAGUACAAAUUACAUUAAAUGAUUGUUUAGCUUGUAGUGGAUGUAUAACUUCCGCAGAAGGCGUUCUUAUAAAUCAACAAAAUUUUACUGAAGUUUUAAAAUUUUUGGAUGACAAUAACAAUUUUAAAAAAAAUGGAACUUCAAAAAUAGUUGUCAUUUCAUUAUCAAUCCAGCCCAUAUUAUCAUUAUCUGAAAAAUAUUCAAUGAAUCCAGAAAAAGUAGCUGGAUGUUUGGUAACCUUGUUUAAAAGUUUAGGUGCAGAUAAAGUAGUAGAAAUGAGUUUAGCUGAAGACUUGGCUUUAAUGGAGUCUCAAUUUGAAUUUGUUGAAAGAUAUCGAAACAGUGACAAAAACUUAAAAAAGAUGCCCAUGUUGUCCUCAUCAUGUCCUGGCUGGAUUUGUUAUGCAGAAAAAAGUCAUGGAAGUUUUAUCUUGCCUUACAUUAGCACCACAAAAUCGCCACAACAAAUUAUUGGCUCUCUUAUUAAGUAUAAUUUAGGAUAUUCACCUGAGCAAGUUUAUCAUGUAACUUUAAUGCCAUGCUAUGAUAAAAAAUUAGAAGCAUCGAGAAAUGAAUUUUUUAAUUCACAAUUAAAUGUUAAAGAUGUUGACUGUGUUUUAACCACAAUUGAACUGGAGCAGUUAUUAUCUGAAAGAAAUAUUUUAUUCAGCACCCUACAACCUGGUACUUUAGACUAUCCAUGGGGUCAACCUUCUGAUAAAUUAUUAAGAGGUCAUUCUGGUUCUGGAUCAGGUGGUUAUGCUGAGAAUGUGAUAACAUAUGCUGCUCAAGAGCUAUUCGGUAUUCGAUUAGAAAAUUUAAAUUGGAAAGUUGUAAGAAAUCCUGAUUUUACAGAAGUCACUGUUGAACAUGAAUCAAAACAAGUUCUUAAUUUUGCAAUAGCUAAUGGUUUUAGAAACAUUCAAAAUAUUGUACAAAAAAUCAAGAGAAACAAAUGUCCUUAUCAUUAUAUAGAAAUCAUGGCUUGUCCAUCUGGUUGUCUUAAUGGUGGAGCACAAAUUAGACCUGAUAGUUCAAUACACACAAAAGAAUUUAUAAACAAGUUAGAGAAUUUAUAUAAAAAUUUACCAAUUGUCAGCCCUGAAAAAAAUUUACAACUACAACAACUCUAUACGAAAUGGUUAGAUGGGAUUGGCAGUGAUAAAUCUGUGGCACUUCUUCACACCACAUACAGAGAAGUAGAAAAAACGCAAUUAGCAUUGAAUAUUAAAUGGUAA